This is a messenger RNA of Acanthosepion pharaonis, 963 nucleotides long. The record is from the annotation of a GenBank genome assembly. Lineage: Eukaryota; Metazoa; Mollusca; Cephalopoda; Sepiida; Sepiidae.
AUGAUGGCGGCGCAUAACACGACGGCAAAUCAAACAGGAAGACGUCCUUUUAUUGGUUUCUUCUUACUUUCUUUUCAUUUUUCUUUUUUUACUCUUUCGUUUUCAUUUAUUAUUCUUUUUCAUGGUUGGUUGAUUUUGUUGUUUUUUCAGGCGUUAUUCUCACUUUCUUUUUUAUCGUUUUUCUUUUCUAUUUUUCUUCCACGUAUCUUUCUAUCGUUUUACUUUGUGCUCUUUAUUUCCUGUCCUUCUUUCUUCUUUGUGUCACUUUUCUCCUUUACUUUUACUUUUAUAAUAUCUUUCUCUCUUUCUUUCAUUCUUUCUUUUUUUCUUUCUUAUUUCAACAUUUCAUCUUUCAACUUCUUUGUAAAUUACGUCAUUUUUCUUCUUUACUUUUGCUUUUCUAAUGCUUUACUUUCUUUCUUUAUUUUCUUCUUUCUUUCUUUCAACUAUUUCAACCUUUUUACUGUUUUUUACUUUUUUUCUUUCUUUAUUUAUUUUCAAUAUUUCAUCCUUUUUACACUCUUUGUAAAAUGCGUCAUUUUUUUUCUUCACUUUUUGCUUUUUUUUAAAUCUGUGCCCUUUUUUCUUUCUAUCUUUUUAUUAUUUCAUCUUUUUUUCUCUCCCUCUUUGUCAGAUAUGCCAUUUUAUUCCUUUACUUUUACUUUUUGUAAUACUUUUCUUUCCUUCUUUUUCACUAUUUCAUCCUUUUCAAAUUCACUUUCCCUCUUUAUAAAAUAUGUCAUCUUACUUUUUCAAUCUUUUCUUUCUUUCUUUUCUUUCUUUCUUUUCUUUCUUUCUUUCUUUCUUUCUUUCUGUUAUUCCAUCUUUACAUUCUUACUUUCUUUAUUUCUUUCUUUCUUUCUCUCUUUUCACAAUUACAUCUUUUUUCUUUCCUCCUUUCUAAGAUAUGUCAUUUUCCUUCUUUUCUUUUGCUUUUUUAAUACUUUCUUUCUUUCUUUCUAA